Molecule: messenger RNA, 2802 nt
Organism: Angiostrongylus costaricensis
Lineage: Eukaryota; Metazoa; Nematoda; Chromadorea; Rhabditida; Metastrongylidae
Source: the annotation of a GenBank genome assembly
GUUGUGAAACUCUACGCUUGGGAAAAACCAAUGGAAGAACAUAUUAACGACAUACGACGCAAAGAAUUAAAAUUACUGAAAAAAUCGUAUAUUGUCAGGAAUAUUAUGGAUUCUUUCAACACAGCCUGUCCGUUUUUGGUAGCUUUGUUCUCAUUUGGUACGUACGUAUUGUCUUCUUCCUCACACAAGCUAACACCUCAGACCGCUUUUGUUUCUCUCACUUUAUUUAAUCAAUUGCGAUCUCCUAUGGUUAUGAUAACGUUGCUCAUAAAUCAGUUGGUCCAGGCAGUGGUGUCAAACGAACGCUUGAAGGAGUACUUCAUUGCCAAGGAACUUGACUCAACAAUUGUGCAGAGACUGGAUCGGUUUAAUGGAUCUAAAAAUGUUGUCGAAUUUGCUGAUUUCUCAGCUGCAUGGAAUGACACUGGUCCAGCUACACUUAAGGAUAUCGAUUUGAAUGUGGUUAGAGGUUCACUUAUAGCUGUCGUUGGUAAAGUUGGAGCGGGAAAGUCGAGUCUUUUAUCUGCACUUUUAGUGCGUGAUAACAUACUCUUUGGAAAGCCAUUCGACAAGCGGAAAUAUAAUGAGGUGAAGGUACUGUCAGCAUGUGCCCUUAAACCAGAUCUGAAAAUUUUGCCUUACGGUGACAAAACAGAGAUUGGGGAGAAGGGUGUUAACCUUUCCGGAGGUCAAAAAGCUCGCUUGUCUUUAGCAAGAGCUAUUUAUCAGGAUUGUGAUGUGUAUCUUCUCGACGACCCUUUAUCAGCAGUUGAUGCCCAUGUUGGAAGACACAUAUUUGAAAAGGUGCUUGGACCUGAUGGACUAUUACGAGCAAAAACGAGGAUUCUUGUUACUCAUAGAUUGUCUUACCUGAAAUCUGCUGACGAAAUUGUCGUUUUGCAAGAUGGUAACAUAAUUGAAAAUGGGACCUAUACUGUUCUCAUGAACCAGCGUGGCGUGUUCUACAGAUUUGUAGAAGAACAUAGGUCAAGUUCGGAAAGUGAGGGAAACGACGAUGAGAGUCCAAAUGAUGAUUUAAAUGGAGGACUAGAAAAUGGCACAAAUCAUUACGAGGUUGCUCGUCUUUCAAUGGUUCAAUAUGAGAAUGAGAAAAAAAAUAGUGCAUCCGCUCUGUCCUCAUCUCUGACCAAGUCGUUCAGCAACGUACUAAUCAAGAAGGAGGGAAUCGAAACUGGCAGUGUGAAGAUGUCGGUCUAUUUCCUCUACAUGAGGGCGGCAUCAUACUGGAAAAGUUUCCUGUUCAUUUUGUUCCUUUGUGGAUAUCAGUUAAUUCAAAUUCUCCGCAGUUUCUGGCUCUCAGCAUGGUCUGAUGAGAAUGAUGGUUACCACGAAAACAAGAUGGCUGUUGGUUGGCGUUUGACAGUUUAUGGAUUCUUGGGAACUGCUGAAUCGUUAAGCUUUCUUCUAUCGUUAGUAUAUCUGUCAUUUGCCGGACUUGCUGCUGCUUACAAUCUGCAUGCACCUCUGAUCAAUAAUCUUCUGCGCUCACCAAUGUCGUUCUAUGAUACAACGCCAUUGGGUAGAAUUCUGAACCGCUGUUCAAAAAAGUUCUACGUACCCACAUCGCGCCAACUGAAACGUCUGGAAAGUACUCAUAGGUCUCCGAUUUUCUCUCAUUUCGGAGAAACUAUUCAAGGAGCAGCCUCCAUCCGAGCAUUUGGGAAGGUUUGCUGUCUGAAAAUUAUAAUAAAAUUACUAUAUUAUGAGAUGUUAUCUUUAAUCACAUUCUGUUAUCGCAUUCUUUUCGGUAUUUUUUUUGCGGCCUUCUUCGCUGUUAUUUCAAAGGAAUUUGGUUGGGUCACAAGUCCCGGUAUAAUCGGUGUAUCCAUCUCCUAUGCACUAAACAUAACAGAAGUGCUUAAUUUUGCAGUUCGUCAAAUAAGUGAAAUAGAAGCAAAUAUUGUUGCUGUUGAAAGAAUUGAGGAGUACACAAACACGCCAACCGAGGUGUGUCCAACUAUUCCUGGGUUUCUUUUUCUUCGUGAUACUGAAUUUGUUGCAAUACUGUUGGUUUUAAGGCUCCAUGGGAUAUUCCAGAAAACAAACCGCCUGCAAAUUGGCCAUCACAUGGUGCGGUGGAUUUUGUUCAUUACUCGACAAGGUAGCAUUUCGGCCAGUGUAAAAGAGGGAGAGAAGGUAGGAAUCGUUGGUCGCACUGGAGCAGGAAAGAGCUCAUUUACGCUUGCCCUUUUCCGUAUGAUCGAACCGGUCUCUGGAAAAAUUAUUGUCGACGAAGUUGAUAUCGCUAGUAUUGGGUUGCACGACCUUCGCAGUAAUCUCACCAUAAUACCUCAGGAUCCGAUUCUGUUCUCGGGUUCUCUACGAUUUAAUUUGGAUCCAUUUCAAAGAAAUAAUGACGAUGAAAUAUGGAGAUCACUCGAACUGUCUCACCUAAAAGAUUUUGUUUCCGGAUUGCAAGGAGGUCUCGAUUAUUCUAUCAAUGAAGGUGGAGAAAAUAUUAGUGUUGGUCAGCGUCAACUAGUAUGCCUUGCACGCGCUAUACUUCGAAAUACAAGAAUGCUAGUUCUUGAUGAGGCGACAGCUGCAGUCGAUGUUGAGACUGAUGCCCUCAUUCAGGAAACUAUUCGCGAAUAUUUCCGGAAUUGCACAGUGUUUACUAUUGCGCAUCGUCUAAAUACGAUCAUGGAUUACGACAGAGUAAUGGUAUUGAAAGACGGUCGAAUCAUCGAAUUCGACUCACCGAAGGCACUGUUAUGCAAUCGUAACUCUACCUUUGCGAGGAUGGUGGAAGAGUCGAGAUCCGAGUCGAAGAAGGCAUGA